GAUCUGGACACUCCCAGGCAGAGAGUCGGUGGAAGUGCAGCAGCCACUUCUCUCCGAAGCGCUAACUCACUCACAUCAGCAUCCUCACCGCAGGUUCCGUUUCGGAGUCUCUUAAGCGCGCAAAGAUGUUCUACUUCCACUGUCCACCUCAGCUGGACGGAGAGUGCUGUCGCUCCAACACGCUGAAUUCAGGCGGAUUUGGCAACCACGCCCCAACUGAUUUUGACGAUGGAUUUCUACGUAGGAAACAGCGCAGAAACAGAACAACAUUUACUUUGCAACAGUUGGAGGCUUUGGAGGCUGUUUUCGCCCAGACCCACUACCCGGACGUGUUCACGCGGGAGGAGCUGGCAAUGAAGAUCAACCUGACCGAGGCCAGGGUGCAGGUUUGGUUUCAGAACCGCAGAGCAAAGUGGAGGAAGACAGAGCGAGGGAGCUCGGACCCUGAAGGAGGGAAAGAGCAGAUGAGUGAGGGAACUCCUCCAUCUCGCAGCAUCAACUCUCAGUCCCCAGUGGACCAGGGCAGAAAACAGAAAGAACCACUGGAGAUGCAGCCAAGUAUCAACAGGACAGUGGGUCCUGGUGGUCCCUUCUUUCCAUCCUGCUUACCAGGCACCCUCCUUAACUCUGCCACCUAUGCCCAGGCUCUCUCGCAGGUCGCCACUCUGAAAGGUAAUGGCUUGUGCUCGUGCUGCGUUUCGGACCCCAUGGGCUUGUCCUUCCUGCCACCCUAUGGUUGUCAGGGUAACCGCACAGCCAGUGUGGCCGCCCUGCGCAUGAAGGCCCGUGAGCACUCUGAGGCAGUGCUGCAGUCUGCUAACCUGCUUGGUGCAGCAACCGGACCAGGUGCCAGCGUGGGAGUCCUGUCAGGAGUCGGCGUGAGCGCAGCUGGGGUGGUAAGACCCUCGGUGGGUCCUCCCAUUGAGGUGUCAGGCGCUGUCGGAAGAGGGGGAGAUAGCUCCAGUCCCACCUUGGCCUCCAAGGUCCCAGUCCUGGGCAGCAGUCCUGACAAGCACCCUCACUGCCCUAAGGAACCACUGGAGAAAAAGUGAAGGCGCUGGACACAAACGUGGAUGUACCGAUACUCUAAAUCUGUGUGACUGUGCCUGCUGUAACUACUCGACCCUGGCUGUAUGAGAAACUAAGCACAAAUGACUGACUCCAGAAACAGCCUGGGACGGACUUUUCUCAUAUCACACUGUGUGGAUGAAAACAUUUAACUAUUUAUUUGACAGUAAGUUAUGAUUGUGAGAAAUGCUCAGUAACUGGGGCCUCGUUCCCUCAUAAAAGCACAACUGUGGUUUUUGGAUCUAUUAUCUGUCUUCAUGCGCUCUUGGACUCUUUCGAUGGACUUACAUAGAUACAAUAUGUGUGCGACAAAGACAUAUUUGAUAAUGUGAAUUUAAAUAAUCCUGAUGUUGUUCCUCUCAUUUUCAUUAGGAGGUCUGGUGGUUACCUUGUAAACAUUAAUGCAUGUAAACUGUAAGUGUGCAAAUGGCUGGCAGGACAGUGAAGAGUUUUGCAGGAUUUUGGGCAAUAUAUUGUUUAUGGCAUCAGGUCAAGCAAUCGCCUCUCAUUCUUUUGAGUUUAAAAGUGAAAGUGCACUUUAAUAUUAAUCAGGCAUUUUAAGUGUAAAUGUGUACAUGUGCUAGACUAUGUGUGA
This is a messenger RNA of Maylandia zebra (zebra mbuna), 1663 nucleotides long. It is a transcript of the gene drgx, whose product is annotated as dorsal root ganglia homeobox. NCBI's taxonomy places the organism in Eukaryota, Metazoa, Chordata, Actinopteri, Cichliformes, Cichlidae. Gene Ontology annotation, molecular function: DNA-binding transcription factor activity, RNA polymerase II-specific; RNA polymerase II transcription regulatory region sequence-specific DNA binding. Gene Ontology annotation, biological process: regulation of transcription by RNA polymerase II. The record is from RefSeq and is a predicted model, not a curated record.